Trichomonas vaginalis G3 is the source of this 513-nucleotide messenger RNA. RefSeq names its product calcium-binding protein family. Bases 1 to 513 code for a protein of 170 amino acids. Gene Ontology annotation, cellular component: cytoplasm. The transcript has a single exon. Gene Ontology annotation, molecular function: calcium ion binding. The record is from RefSeq and is a predicted model, not a curated record. NCBI's taxonomy places the organism in Eukaryota, Parabasalia, Trichomonadida, Trichomonadidae.
AUGAGUGUUGACGAUGAUCAAUGGAAGGAGCUUACUGCUGAAAUGAAAGAUUUCUUCAGUGAGUUUGAUUAUAAUAAAACAGGACUUCUUGGUGUUGAAGAAAUUACAGCUAUUUUGAAAUCUGUAGGUCUUAGAUGCACAAUUGAAGAAGUUAGAGAAAUGAUGUCAUUAGUGGCAGGUCCAACGGCAACAGAAAUUAACUUUGAUCAAUUGAUGCAAAUUCUUAAAAGUCAUACCCAUCAAGAAAACGAAGAAGAAAUGGUUAAGCAAGCAUUUAAUACAAUUGAUAUUGAUGGUGAUGGAUUAAUUUCACCAGAAGAUUUACAAUGCUUCAUGCAAAGUCUCGGAGAAGAUUUUAAUAUUGAAUAUGCUGAGAGAAUGCUUAGAUUUGCUGCCGGAAAACCAAAGGAGUCCAAGGAAAGAGUUUCAAUAGAUUUAGAUACAUACAAGAAACAGCUUAAUAGCUUUUGGGUUAAAGAAGCUGAGAAAAACAUGGCUACUGAUUCGAAAUAA